UUGAAUCGGAUAUGGAAUUGGAAUUCGUAGGAGGAUAUGGUAUGUCUGUCCUGCACGGCAACCGGUGAACGAGUUUGCCUCGCAGCCGAGGGAUUUGGUAAUCGGCACUGUUUCCUCGAGAAUAUCGCGGAUAAGAACAUACCACCCGACCUGUCGCAAUGCGUAUUCGUAAUAGAGCAGGCUCUCUCGGUGCGAGCUUUGCAGGAAUUGGUCACUGCUGCCGGUUCCGAGACGGUAACGUACCACUUCUUUAUCACUCGUGAACAUCGUACAACGAUAUAUAUAUAUAUUUAUAUUUAUAUUAUAGAGAAUAUCGUUACAACGUUUACGAAGUAUUUAGAUUUUAAUAAUUUUAAUAAUUAUUCGAUCCCUCCUCGUG
Molecule: messenger RNA, 379 nt
Organism: Apis florea (little honeybee)
Lineage: Eukaryota; Metazoa; Arthropoda; Insecta; Hymenoptera; Apidae
Gene: RyR
Product: Ryanodine receptor
Biological process (GO): striated muscle contraction; release of sequestered calcium ion into cytosol by sarcoplasmic reticulum; intracellular calcium ion homeostasis
Cellular component (GO): smooth endoplasmic reticulum; calcium channel complex; sarcolemma
Molecular function (GO): ryanodine-sensitive calcium-release channel activity; protein binding
Source: RefSeq, a predicted model, not a curated record